AUGGUAACAGCAAACCCAUUACAUGAAGAUGUAGGAUUAUUUUUAGUUCAAUGUUUAUUAAUUAUAUUUAUAUCAAGAUGUGUAACAUGGUUAUUUGCCAAGAUUCAACAACCACCAGUGAUAGCAGAGAUUAUAUCUGGUAUAUUGUUAGGACCAACGGCGUUAGGUAAAAUACCAGGAUUUUCAUCACAUUUAUUUACAGAUGCAUCAUUAAAGAUUUUAAAUGUAUUUGCACAAAUUGGGUUGGUAUUUUUUAUGUUUAUCAUUGGGUUGGAAUUAGAUCCAACUUUAUUUAAAGGACAAAUUAAGACAUCAUUAUUGAUUUCAGCAGCAUCGAUUGCAAUUCCAUUUGGGUUGGGUAUUGCAGCAUCGGUUUACUUGGCAGAGAUUCAAAAUACCGUAUGGAGUUAUUCAUUGGGUAUUUUCAUUGGUGUGGCAUUGUGCAUUACAGCAUUCCCAGUGUUGGCACGUAUUCUCACCGCAAGAAAGUUAUUAGCAACAAAGAUUGGUAUUCUUGCAAUUGCAUGCGCUGCUAUCAAUGAUAUUUGCGGUUGGAUUCUAUUGGGUGUGUCUGUGUCAUUGGCAGGCUCUGCAGGAUCAUUGGAUGCCCUAUGGACAUUGUUGGCAUCGGCAGUAUUUGUGGUGAUUUUGAUUGUGGUGGUCAGACCGGUGCUAUUGAGAGUUGUGGGUAGAAUUUGGAAAUUGGAUUCUCACGGACAUGCACCACACCCAUCCAAUAUCAUCAUGUCGGGUACGGUUUUCCUUUUAUUCCUUUGUUCAUUAGCAACUGAAUGGAUUGGUAUUCAUGCAAUGUUUGGCGCAUUUACAUUGGGAGCAGUCAUACCAAAGACACAUGGUUUCAAUCAAGCAAUUACUGAAAAGAUUGAAGAUUUGGUUUUAGUAUUCCUUUUACCAUUGUAUUUUGUUAUCUCUGGUUUAAGAACUGACCUUACCACAUUGAAUACCGGUGAAUCUUGGUUAGGUGUAUUGGUAAUCAUUAGUUGUGCAUGUGCUGGUAAAAUUUUCGGUGCAGGUAUUAUGGCAAAGAUUUUAGGUUCAAGUACACGUGACUCCUUCUAUAUUGGUGUUUUAAUGAAUACAAGAGGUUUAGUAGAAUUGAUUGUAUUGAAUUUAGGAUUAGAUUUUAAAAUCAUUGAAAAAAAUGUGUUUGGUAUUAUGGUGUUAAUGGCAGUUUUCACAACAAUCUUAACAAGUCCAAUCAUUUCAUUAUUCAAUAAGAAACCAAAGAAGGCCAUACCAGGUGAACAAACUGUUGUACUUUGUACCAGUAGUUUAGAUAUUGGUCCAUCAUUAGUUGAUUUAGGUUAUUGUAUUGGUAACAAAGUUCAAGCAACAGGUUUCACUCGUAGAAAAUUGAAAAAGAUUUAUUUAUUAGCAUUGGCAGAGGUGAAUGAUAGACCAUCAGAUUUCAUAAGUCAAAUUCGUAAAGAUAUGUCAAAGGAGGCUUUCACACAUCUUUCAGCACAAAGUCAACAUUUGAAAAUGAAAAUCUCAAUCAAAUCAAUCGUAUCCGAUAAUGAUAAUCUUUCCAAAGAUGUUUUGGAAUUCUCAGAGAGUAGAGGUGCAGGUUUAAUAAUCAUUGGUGAAGGUAGUAGACAAGGACAUGGUAGAGGCGGUAAUCUAAGUAGUGAUGUUGUAUAUAGUUUAAUUAAAAAUUCAAAUUCUCAUGUUGGUUUAUUCACUGAUAAAUCAGGUUCAAGAGGUGGUUAUCAUCGUUUCAAGAGAAUACUUUUAGCUUAUAAUGCUCAAAGAAAUCCAAAUGAUCAAGAAGCAUUAAACAUUGCAAAUACAAUGGCUUCUUCAAAUAAUACAAAAAUAACAAUCAUUGUUUUCGAUAAUGAAUUAUAUUGGGAACAACAAAAGAAACUUAAAUCAUCUACUCAAGAUUCAAAAUUAUUAAUUCAUAGUCAACCAAUUGCUGAUAGUGAUAUUAAUAAUAAUAACAAUAAUAACAAUAAUAAUAAUAAUAAUAAUAAUAAUGAAUUAAUAUCUAGUGGUCAAAAUAAUUCAAUUUUAACUCAUAGACAUCAUAUAAGCGCAGAUAAUACUUUAGCUCAAAGUGAAAUUACACCAACAACUCAUUUAGAUAUUAAUAAUAUUCAUUCAAUGCAACCAACUCCAAUGAUUGGUGAAAAUCAAUUACCAAUUAAUACACCAAGCUCAGCCACUGGUGCCGAUUCAAUCAAUAGUGGUUCAAUUGCAACAAGUUCAAAUCAAAACAAUGUUGUUGGAUUUAAAAAGUUUGAAACUCAUUUAGAGUCUGUAAUCAAUGGAAAGAACAGAUCAUCAAUUAAUGUAAUCUAUAAACCACAACGUUCAAGAUUAAAGGUUUUAUUAAGUGAAUGUUCAAAUUAUGAUCUUUUAAUUGUACCAUUUGAACCAACUAAACAAAAUAUCAACUCUUUCCCAUCUUUCCAUGUACCAGGUAUUGACAUUAUGAAGAAAUCUUUAUCAAUGGUUCAUUUACCAGGUUAUAAAAAGAAUCCUUCCACUAACUCUCCAUUACCUGAAAGAGAUAUUGAGCAUCUUGAAGAGUUUGAUGAUCAUCCACAUAUUAAAAAUGGUAGUACAAAUAAUCUAUCUGCUUCUGCCCAUCGUGGUGGUUCGUUCAGUAAAUCUGGUAACCAUGGUAGCUCUGGUAAUCUUAACAAUAGUGGUAGUGCUAAUCCAUUGGGUAAAGCUGGCGAAAUCACUGAUGGUCAUGUAGAAGUUGAAAUGGAUAAUCUUCGUUCUAGUGAUGAUUCUGAUCAGAAUCUUGAUGAUGAACCUUAUUGGUCAAAAUGUCCAAUCUCUUCUUUGGUAAUUCACCAUAAAGAUACUAUCCCACAGGUUAUUAGCGAAUUAAAUAAUAAGAAGAAUGCUGAAGAAAAUGAUACCAAUAAAAAUAGUAAUAAUAGUAAUAAUGAUAAUAACAAUGAUAUUAACAAUAAUAAUAUCAUUUUACCAGACGAUACUCCAUACGAAGUUGAUCCAUCUGAUCUUAAAAUUAGUCAAACGAUUGUUUAA
Molecule: messenger RNA, 3027 nt
Organism: Dictyostelium discoideum AX4
Lineage: Eukaryota; Evosea; Eumycetozoa; Dictyosteliales; Dictyosteliaceae
Exons: 1
Coding region: 1-3027 (1008 amino acids)
Biological process (GO): potassium ion transmembrane transport; transmembrane transport; monoatomic cation transport
Cellular component (GO): membrane
Molecular function (GO): antiporter activity
Source: RefSeq, a predicted model, not a curated record